This is a messenger RNA of Anopheles cruzii, 2999 nucleotides long. Its product is annotated as store-operated calcium entry regulator STIMATE-like. The record is from RefSeq and is a predicted model, not a curated record. NCBI's taxonomy places the organism in Eukaryota, Metazoa, Arthropoda, Insecta, Diptera, Culicidae. Gene Ontology annotation, cellular component: membrane. The transcript is spliced from 6 exons. The coding region runs from base 691 to 1797 and encodes 368 amino acids.
AAUAUCGCGAAACAUCACGAACCACAUACGCGAUCCAAAGUGCGUGGCUUUGGCGACGUUCCGUCACGAAAUUACCAACCCAAAAUCGAACGCGUCGCGGGGGAUGGCCAGAUCCUGCAUCAUUUCCUGUUAGGGUGCAGGAGUGCGUUCAAAUCCUCAAAUCACAGCCUCGCAAAAGUGUGUUCUUUGUUGCCUCGUCGUCGACGAAAUCCGUAUAUGCUGACGUCGUCUUUGUCAUCAUCGGCGGUUGUUACGAGUUUCGCAACCGUCUCAAAGUGCAAACUAGGGCCGUUAGCCAAACGCUGUUAGGCCAAACGAGAAGUUAGCAAUCGCAAAGGGCCCCAAGUAUCCUAUGCGUUCCCAAAUGGUUGGCUGCCGAAGGCCCCAAAGAAUUCCUCCAUCGUUCCGAUUGCCGUACAGCAGCAGCGGUGGUGGUGGUGAUCGGUGAUCAGUAAACAGAAGUGCCUUCGGUGUGUGAGUGUGUAUGUUGUGUAGUGGGAAUGUUCCGUGCCCGAUAGUGGAUAGUAUGGUGUCUUCGUUACGCGGAAUACAAAUGUUUACCUGAGAUCGGUUUCUAGAAGAGAUUAGUAUCGAAUCAGGACUGGAGCAAGUGUCGUAGAAUAGUGCCGAGCAGAGCAAGUGACCUCCGAAAAAAGCCAAGGUUGCCGUCCAGAGCAGAGCGCCGUUUCAAUGAAUACGUCCGCCGUCCUGCUAGGACAUGCCGCCGAUCCUGAUGCGGCCCUCGCGGGCGAAGGGAACACGGAAUGGCAGACGCUGCACUGCAGCAAGGAUGCCCUUACCGAUUUGUUCGGCUGGUUCCUGCAGGGCAUACUGGCCACACUCGCCUUCACCUGUCUUAUCGCUAAACGUUUCUGCGAACCACAGUACAAUCGGCGCUCGUGGGAAACGUGGUGGUACGACACGUCCAAGCAGGGCAUCGGCGCCCUGGUGAUCCACAUGGCCAAUGUUUACCUGGCCCCGCUGUUCCAAGGCGAUCCCUGUACCUGGUAUAUCAUCAAUUUCCUGCUAGACUCCACAAUCGGCUUGUUCAUCAUUUACAUCGGCAUCAAAACUUGUCAGUAUUUAGCGCGCAAGAAAAAAUGGGAUGCCAUCAAUUUUGGCGAAUAUGGGGCCCCAAAAUCGUGGUUCUACCAAACGUGCAUCUACGUGUGGCUGAUGGUGGUCGUUAAGCUCAUAACGACCCUAAUCAUUCAGUUCGACGUUUGGGAUAACGUGAAAAACUUUGUCCUGUCACCGUUCAAGGACCCGCGGAUAGAGCUCGCGGUGGUGAUGCUGGUCAUACCGUUCUUCGUAAAUAUACUUAUAUUCUGGGUGACCGACAACUUCUUGAUGCGGCACACGCGCAAAAAGCGCAACACCACGUCCAACACGCACGGCCACCACGCGCACGGGCGCGAACAUAGUUUACUGCAAAAAGUAAAAUACAAAAUGAUACACAAAACCAAACCAAAUGACUCAGAAUCUGAUACUCUUUUAUCAGGCGAUGAAGAAAUUUUAAGCUUCAAAGCGCCCAACGGUGGCCACGGCCACAGAUCGGUUACGGGUGGCGGUGGUCGGCAGCAGCACGGUCCCAAUCCACAGCACCACCACCAUCCGCACAAUCAUCACCACACGUCGGUGGGGGACCUGUCGCUGCCGGCCGGGAUCAGUGGCAAUUCGUCGUCGCUACUAACACCCAUCGAUAUGGAUACGGCAAUCAUACUGACCUCGUCACGGACAUCACCGGCCUCGAGCAGGCAAACAGUUCAGCAGCGGACCAGUGUAAUUAACAUUUAAGCUCACUCUAAUCCCAUUCCUCGGGAAAACCGGUACGACACUAACGCCCACGGUCGGGGGAAAGCACCAAACCCCGCACACACAAAAUCCUAUCCACCCCGGUUGCCGGUUUUAGAGUUUUCCCGCCGUUUUGUGACACACGAAUUGCGAAACACAACUUAAGUCUGAGAAGCAAUAGUCUGACGGUAGCAGCGCCGUGUGGGGUAGGCAGAAGUCCAAAGACGACCAUAACGACGGCGAACGGUGGAUGUACUUUGUGUUUUUAAUGGGAUUGUUCAUACGUUGGUUGUUAAAGUUAAACGGGGACAGAGCAUUACCGAACAUAUGCCGUUUGGGUUACUGGUUACUGGUUUCAACCGUUGUCUGGCGUUUGAGGUGCAACAAACAAUAGAAUGUUUUGUGAUAAAUAUAUAAACAUAGAAACGGAACCCAGAGGGGAUGGAAUCACGAAGCGAACGACAUUUUUAUACGAUGGGCCCAAUACAAUGAGAGUUAAAAUGGUCGAAAUAAGUGAACGAACAGUGACAAUGGAGCAACCAAACAAAUGAUAUUAGGCGGACGUAACAUAUUCCUACAGUUCCAGCUCACAGCAGAACAAAUGUACCCAUUCCCGUAACGGAUAAGAGCUUUAGGAUGCUAAACGCAGCGGCUGCCAAGCUCCCGGGGCCGCUAAAUUAAACAGAUAUCGAGAAAAGUUUUGAGCCCGAAUCGCUCACCGUGUAAUACAUUGACGUUGAUGAUUUUGAACUGUUACUUGUUAUGUCGCGCUUCUAUGGCGCGACGGUGAGAUGCUAUGAGUAAUGUAUUUGUGCUACAGUUAAGUUGAGAAUUGGAUUUUUUAGCGUAAAGCGUAAGAUGUAUUGAGGCCGAUGUAUGAAAUAAAAUUGAAACAACGAAACAACACACCACCACUAUUCGCCUUCCCACGCACGUGGGAACUAAACGUAAGAGUCGCAAAAUGGUUAGGUUAUAUCGUUGGUGGCAGAAAAUUGGUUUUACCGUUAAUUAUGCUACUAUUACUACUGCUACUGUUCUAUUUUAUACAUAAAUAUACACGAACAAGUACUGUUUAAGGAUAGUGUCUGGGUUAACCGUAGGCUACAUACUAUGUUUACAAUGAAUUUUAAAAAAAAAACUAUGGUCGAAUCAUGGCCAGACCACGGGCGAAACAGAAGAACGAAGAAAUAAAGAAAACAAUUGAA